Molecule: messenger RNA, 2389 nt
Organism: Contarinia nasturtii (swede midge)
Lineage: Eukaryota; Metazoa; Arthropoda; Insecta; Diptera; Cecidomyiidae
Gene: Hsp60A
Product: heat shock protein 60A
Exons: 5
Coding region: 193-1917 (574 amino acids)
Biological process (GO): apoptotic mitochondrial changes; mitochondrial unfolded protein response; protein refolding
Cellular component (GO): mitochondrial inner membrane; mitochondrial matrix
Molecular function (GO): ATP-dependent protein folding chaperone; ATP binding; protein-folding chaperone binding
Source: RefSeq, a predicted model, not a curated record
CGGCUGUCAAUUGGCUGUUCGUGUCAAGAGCAAACAACGUGUUUUCGUCAUUCACAUUUAUUCAUUGUUCUGCUGUGCGAUUGGUGUGUUCUUGCCCCCGAUACAGAUUUCUUUCAUCAAAUUAUAAGUGAUUUUUUUGCCGGUUGCUUACAAUUUUCUCGUGAGAAUUUUUUAUCAACUUAAUAAAUAAAAAUGUAUCGUUUACCAAAUGUUUUGCGUUCGGCUGCUGCCCGUCAAUUGGCUGUUCGUUCAUAUGCCAAGGAUGUUCGUUUCGGUGCUGAAGUCCGUGCACUUAUGUUGCAAGGAGUUGACGUUUUGGCUGAUGCUGUUGCCGUCACAAUGGGACCAAAAGGUCGUAAUGUGAUUUUGGAGCAAUCAUGGGGUUCACCAAAAAUCACAAAAGACGGUGUCACCGUUGCCAAAGGCAUUGAAUUAAAAGAUAAAUUCCAAAAUAUCGGCGCUAAAUUGGUGCAAGAUGUUGCAAACAAUACCAAUGAAGAGGCCGGUGAUGGAACCACAACUGCUACAGUUUUGGCUCGUGCCAUUGCAAAAGAAGGUUUCGAAAAGAUCUCAAAAGGAGCCAAUCCAAUUGAAAUUCGUCGUGGUGUCAUUUUGGCUGUGGAUGCCGUUAAAGAGAAUUUGAAAAAACUUUCGAAACCAGUCACAUCACCCGAGGAAAUUGCACAAGUAGCCACAAUUUCGGCCAACGGUGACAAAGCCAUCGGUGAUUUGAUUGGUGAAGCGAUGAAAAAAGUUGGCAAAGAUGGUGUGAUCACUGUUAAAGACGGCAAAACUUUGCACGAUGAAUUAGAAGUGAUUGAAGGAAUGAAAUUUGAUCGUGGUUACAUUUCACCAUACUUUAUCAAUUCAUCGAAAGGAGCCAAAUGCGAAUUCCAAGAUGCUUUGGUUUUGGUUUCGGAAAAGAAAAUCUCAUCGAUUCAAUCGAUUAUUCCAGCACUAGAAUUGGCAAAUGCACAACGUAAGCCAUUGGUCAUCAUUGCCGAAGAUGUAGACAGCGAAGCGCUCAGCACAUUGGUUGUGAACCGAUUGAAAAUUGGCCUUCAAGUGGUUGCAGUGAAAGCACCAGGCUUUGGUGACAAUCGUAAGAGCACAUUGCAAGACAUUGCCAUCAGCACUGGAGCACUUGUGUUCGGCGAUGAUGCCAAUUUGAUCAAAUUGGAAGAUGUGAAAGUUAGUGACUUGGGACAAAUCGGCGAAGUUGUUAUUACAAAAGAUGACACACUAUUGUUGCGCGGUAAAGGACAAAAAACCGAUAUCGAUCGUCGUGUUGAACAAAUUCGUGAUCAAAUCGAAGAAACCACAUCUGAAUAUGAAAAGGAAAAAUUGCAAGAGCGUUUGGCACGUUUGUCAUCGGGCGUUGCUGUUUUGAAAGUUGGAGGAUCAAGCGAAGUUGAGGUCAAUGAAAAGAAAGAUCGUGUUAACGAUGCUUUGUGCGCAACUCGUGCUGCUGUCGAAGAAGGUAUUGUUCCAGGCGGUGGUACCGCUUUGAUUCGUUCCAUUCCGGUUUUGGACGGCUUGAAGGGCAAAAAUGAAGAUCAAAAUACUGGUAUUGCAAUUGUGAAACGCGCUUUGCGUAUGCCAGCCAUGACCAUUGCCUCCAAUGCCGGCGUUGAUGGAGCUGUUGUCGUAGCCAAAAUCGAAACAUCACCACCAGAAAUCGGUUAUGAUGCCCUCAACAAUGAAUAUGUAAAUAUGGUUGAAAAAGGCAUCAUCGAUCCAACCAAAGUCGUUCGCACCGCAUUGACCGAUGCAUCUGGAGUUGCAUCACUUUUGACAACAGCAGAAUGUGUCGUCACCGAAAUUCCAAAAGAAGAACCAGCCGGUGGCGCCCCAGGAAUGGGAGGCAUGGGCGGUAUGGGUGGUAUGGGUGGUAUGGGAGGAAUGGGAGGAUUCUAAAUGUAGAAAAUGCUCACAUUUCAUCACAUCAUCACAACAUUUAUGAUUCAGCUAGCAGAUCAUCAACAGUGAGAACAGGAACCAUUACACUCCGUACAUACACAAACACACACAAAAAUACAAAAGCGAAAUUUCUGUUCAUUGUUAACGACACAAAUUAAUAAUAAUGUAAAAUUGUUAGAUACAAAACAAAAUGACUACAAAAGAAAGAAUGUUGUAGAGAUUAGUUUAUAAAACCAAUUUAAAAGAUGUAGAGUAUGCAAGAGAGACUUGCGUACGUUUUUAUUUGAAUAAUUCCGUUACGAAUUGUUAAGCAUUUAAAUAAGCCAAAAGAAAGUAAAUACACACACAGUGAGAGAGAACAAACAAUCGAUAACUGCAGUUCAGCUAUUAUUCGGAUUGCUUUGAGUUUAGUAGAAAUUUAAGAGAAAAUAAUAAAAUUUAAUUCAAAAAAUAAACAAUUCCACUUUUA